CUUGACCCCGGAGAUCACUUCCGUUUAGGGGUCUGGAAUACCUGAGUUCCUUCUACGGCGAACGACAGGAAAGGUACUUCCGGUGUCUGUUGCCAAGGCGCCGGCCCGGUGGGCCGUAGCUACUUUAUUGGCGCGGUCCUCUUCCCCUUUCCCCGGGGGUCAAGAUGUCUGGGCUCAGUCAGUCAGAAAUGGAAGGCUGUCGUAAUCUGCUCGGCCUACUGGACAACGACGAGAUCAUGGCCCUGUGCGACACCGUCACCAACCGCCUGGUGCAUCCUGAGGACCGCCAAGAUGCUAUUCGAGCAAUAUUAGUGUACAGUCAAAGUGUAGAAGAACUUCUGAGGCGUAGAAAAGUCCACCGAGAAGCCAUAUUUAAGUACUUGGCAACUCAGGAGAUUGUUGUAUCUCCAGCUACUGAGAAACACAAUCUUAUUCAGCAUGCAAAAGAUUACUGGGACAAGCGAUCAGAGCUGGAACUGAAAAAAAUGCCAGAGCCAAUUACAAAGAAGGAGGACAUCCAACUCUUUCAACAGCAGGCAAAAGAAGAUAAAAAAGCUGAAAAAGUUGAUUUUCAUCGCCUAGGAGAAGAAUUUUGUCACUGGUUCUUUGAACUUCUCAAUUCACAGAAUCCUUUAAUGGGACCACCUCAGGAUGAAUGGGGGCCACAGCACUUCUGGCAUGAUGUCAAGCUUAGGUUUUAUUACAACACAUCAGAACAAAAUGUGAUAGACUACCAUGGAGCAGAAAUUGUGAGCCUUCGCUUGUUGUCACUAGUAAAAGAAGAAUUUCUUUUUCUUAACCCCAACUUAGAUUCUCGUGGACUGAAAUGUGCUUCUUCUCCCCAUGGAUUAGUUAUGAUUGGAGUUGCAGGAACAGUCCACCGAGGGGACACUUGUUUAGGCAUUUUUGAACAAAUCUUUGGACUUAUCCGCUGUCCUUUUGUGGAAAAUACUUGGAAGAUCAAAUUUAUCAACCUGAGAAUCAUUGGAGGAAAUUCCCUUGCUCCUGGAACAGUACUGAAACCUGCUGUUACAUUUGAACAGAGUGAUCUAGAGGCUUUUUAUAAUGUAAUCACUUUGUGUGAUAACACUGAAGUAAGACUUAAUGUAAAGCAGACAUUGGACAGUGGGACUGGAGACCAGGCUUUAUGUAGUGGAAAUGAGGCAUUGUUAAACAAAAGAGAACCCAGUUUACCUAACCCUCUGAAGCACUGACACUGUGUAUCAUCAUAAAAAAUCUUUAUACAGAAACUCUUCCAAAUACGUCAGUAAUUUCUAAGUGAUUUCAGAUGUGAGGAUUGACAUUUUAAUUGAAAUACCUUUCUUUACUACACAAUUACAUAUUAAGUGAAUAUUUGCCUAUUUCUACCUGAGUUGUAGUAAAAGUUCUGAGAACUUACUGCAGUUCAUCGAUAAAUCCCACUUUAGAUGUAGUUAACUGUGUCUCUUAGAAACCAAGUAAUAUGUUCAUUAUACUAUUCUACCACUGUGGGAAAGGAUUAGUAGUGUUCAAGGCUUCCUUAAAUUAUUCAUUUACUAUUCUCUAAAUCCAGAUAUUGGAUAUUUUACAAAUGCAUCUCCCUUAUUCUUUUUUAAAAACUUAAAUGUUGUAGAUAUUUAAUGUAAACUCAGGGUUCUCAUUUUAGAAAACUCAAAUGACAUUCAUGCAAAAAUCUAGUAAUUUAUUUAGUAGGGGAAGAAAAAUUUACUGCCUCUUUAUAGAACAUUUCUCAAAGUUGCUGCUCUUGUCAAAGCUAAAUAGCUCUCAUAAUCUACAUGUUUUAUAUUAUUUUGGGCAACAAUAACUGUUAUUCUUAAAAUAGACCUUAUUCCUACCUAGGCUUAAUUUAACAGCUUUAUUGAGCAUUUAUUAUAACAACAUAAAGGAAAUAUGCUGUUGAAAUUUUAAAGGGAUACCCAGUUCUAAAUUUUAAGUGAAUUAUUGCUGUUACUCUUGAUUGAUCUUGUCAGACAUGACUCCUCCCCCCAAAAACCCCAUGAAUUUAUAACAUGGGUAUACAUAUACAUGUUUCUACAUACACCACACAUCGUAAUCUUGUUAAGAAUUAUCUCUAAUUUGUGUUACUAGGUCUGAGUCUCAAAGUUGGGUUGCUGAUUUAAUAACACAUGCUUUAAAAUUUAAAUGACAAAUUAUCCAGCAACUUUGUUGAACCUGAAUUUAGUUAAGGAAUUUGAAUUUAUAAAGGUGCCACUUGGGAAUAAAAUUCAACUGGAAAGUACAGUGAUGUAUAUGUUAAGUUUUAACAUAUGUCAUGAUCCUCUAGGGAGACAUACAAAUAUUGGAAGCAGGAGAAAAACACUCAUCUUUUUUGUAUAUUUAAUGACAUUCCUCUUAGGAGGGAUUGGUAUGUCUGAAAAUAAGAACUUUAAUAAAGGAAGGAAAUCCCUUUUGUCUGUGUAAGAAUAGUAUAUUGUUUAGAUUUAAUUUACAAUUGUUCUUAAAAGUUUUAGGCAUUUCACAAAAACAAAGCAAAUUUUACUGCUUCUAGUUACACUAUUAGUAUAAUUAGAUAUAAAAAGUAAUUGCCCAUUAUAAUUUGAUAAAAACAGGCAGAUCAAAAGUCAGUCUUUGUGCCCACAGUUCUGCUUGGUUUGAAAUCAGUUUUAUUUUUUAGAUUUGAAGUACCACUGAAAAAUAUCCUUAAUAAAGGAUAAAAUUAAAAA
Molecule: messenger RNA, 2684 nt
Organism: Heterocephalus glaber (naked mole-rat)
Lineage: Eukaryota; Metazoa; Chordata; Mammalia; Rodentia; Bathyergidae
Gene: CUNH3orf38
Product: chromosome unknown C3orf38 homolog
Source: RefSeq, a predicted model, not a curated record